GUUAAUUGUCGGUACGCUUACACUGCUGCAGUGAUUCGGCUCAUUGUGGUGGCUAUCUGCAUGUUCGGUGGCGGCAGAAGCAGAUGCGCAGAAUUCCUCCGUUCGUCGGUGCACCACCCUCGACAACCUUUCGCGAGACCGAUCAGACGAGUCACAGAAAUCUAAUGUCCUAUGCAUCCAGAAGCUGCCAUUGCACCAUCUACAACGAACGGGUCGGAUCGUGUCCAAGCAUUGAGCUUCAAAAACCCCCGUUGCUUCUCAGGGGCUUCUUUUACCGCCUCUGACCUCCCGUACGGAAGCAAAUCUUCUAUGGUGCUCGAAUCUUCCCCGAAUCAAGAUGCCAUGGGGCUCAAAAAUUACCGACACGGCCAAGGUCUCCUACAAGGGCCGCAUGAUGUUCCUCGCAAAAGUAGACAAAAUACUUCACGUCCUCCAACGAUUGCGGCGGAGAGCCAUUGACCAUGCCACUUGCGACGAUAUUGGCUUGCUCGCAGCCGCUAUCACUUUACCGGAGCCUACCGAGUCCGAACUUUCAGACCUAGAGGCCCAUCUGCCAGAUGACCUCAGUCAUGCGCUUAAGCCUGAGGGGAGGGAAAACGAUACGACAUGGCAAGCCCCUGUCGCAGACAACAUGGACAGCCGUCAAACCAAUUGGCCCACCGAAGCCAGUGAGCAGGGCUGGCUGACACUCGAAGGUACUUGGCUUGAAGCCCUCGACACGGUGCCUGCAAUCUUCGACUCUUUUCAACAACUGGCGGGCAUCUUCAAUGAUGCAGAACACAAAGGGAACUUGCAUCUUGGUGAGAGGUGUGGCUAUAUGAAACUCGGGCGCGAAGCCGAAUGCGAUAGGCAAGCCGAGAUAUCAGACUCUGCCUCACCGGUCUCACAUCAGAGCAGCUGCAAUGGGAGGAAGCCUCGUAACGACGAUGACCGCAUGAACAGCUACGCACAAAGGCACCACGUUCUGCUUGCACCCUGGUCCGAGACGUCCUCCGGAAGAAUGGAACGGUACCUCAACGAACUGGAGGCCACAGGCUCUAGCCCUGUUCUUGACAUGCCGGCAAUUCCGGUUCGAGACGGUGACACAGCACCUAAGCUUGGCGCGCUCCUCGCACGCCUACAACGCGACAUUGACGACGUGGCUCGUUAUCGCUCCAGCCUCAGCCUGACCAUUCGAGAUGCCCGCCAGUCUCUCAAAUGCAACCAGUCCCGGUGGGAGCGCGGCGCCCGCAUGGAAGCUGCCGACGUAGCACUCGUGAUGAAGAGCCGUGGGCUCGGCAGUCCUCUUGUCGAGAGCGUGGCGGUAGACGACCCCUGGUUGGCCAGGGCCGAUGGUGACGUGGACGACUGGGACAGUCUGCCAGACGUGAUGCCUCGGAGAAAGCUCUGCGGACGAGCAAGCGCAGACGUUGGCGGGGGGCGCGGCCUCGAGGCAGGAGCCGAUGCAGAGCUAGCAGAAAAUGUCCGGUGGUAGGGUAACGUGUUUGAAGAGGCAGCAACAAUGUUAUUCUGUUGAUGAGGGCUAAGCGGGCAUCGAUUCGGAUGACACCACACAGACAGGCUAUCACAGUUUCUUCGAGGCCAACGUGAAGAGUAACGCUUCUUGAAAAGGGUGAGGAGGGCUACGAGUUGUAUUUGGGACAGACGUUUACGUCAUUUGUAGGACAGUGAAGGGCUGUAGAGAGGUGACCUAGACCCAGAUCGCCAACUUGGCGGAUGCUGAAUUGGGAGCACUAACCAACCUUGCUGGGGCGCCAACAG
Molecule: messenger RNA, 1761 nt
Organism: Purpureocillium takamizusanense
Lineage: Eukaryota; Fungi; Ascomycota; Sordariomycetes; Hypocreales; Ophiocordycipitaceae
Exons: 1
Coding region: 338-1474 (378 amino acids)
Source: RefSeq, a predicted model, not a curated record